GCCAGCUUAUCGACUGACUCGAGCCAGUUGGAAUGCAGCGACGGACAGUUUAGGUGUUUGUGUUUUAUCAAUCUUUCAAAUUUAAUUACUUUGUAAUUCACAAUAUAUCUACAAAUUGAGGUGAGGUUGGAUUCGGCAACAUCUUACUCUUGUGUGACCUGGAGAUGCCUGUAACCGAAUCUGAAGAUGACGAUGUUAGCGAUCUGUGCGAGGUGUUAAUAACUGAAACAGAACCUGCAGCUGACGCUGGCGACGGCAGCGGUCCGUCCAGGGAGACAAGGGAUUCAAACAAGAAACCACAAAAUAAAAGAAAAAAUAAUGGCAGUUCAAAGCAUACGGAAUACGAAUCAAAGAAGAAAAAAGUACAGGAAAAACGGGCGGAACUCAAGCGUAAUAGGCUAGAAUUGAAUGUUAUAGGACUUACUAUUAGAAUACAAAAUACAUGUAAACAACUGCAGAAUCAAAUAGACAAAUUGGAAAAAAAAUUGGAGGAUUGCGCAGAAAACAAUAAUAACGAUUUAAAUAAAUUUAAAGAAACCAAAAAAAUGUUACUACAUGAAAAAAUGUUACUAAAAAAUGUUACUAAAUUGAACACAAUUAUACAACAACAAGCGAAGGGGGAGGAGGAGAGGGAAAAUGAACUCAAAGAAUUGGAAAGUGAAAUAUUAAAAAUCGAACAGGCAAUACAGGAGCAAGAAACAAAGUAUGAAAAGGAGAAAAAACAGAAGGCUGAGGAACUCGAUCAAUUGAAAAACCAAUUUAAAACAGAGACAGUUAAAAUUGAACAGGAAAAAACAAAGCAUAAUGAGGAGAUAAGUCAGAUAGAAACACAAAUACAAGAGCUAAAAAGAAAGUAUGAUGAAGAGAAAAUACAGAAGGCUGAGGAACUCGAUAAAUUGAAAAACGAAUUUAAAACAGAGAAAGUUAAAAUUGAACAGGAAAAAACAAAGCAUAAUGAGGAGAUUAGUCAGAUGGAAACACAAAUACAAGAGCUAAAAAGAGAGUAUGAUGAAGAGAAAAUACAGAAGGCUGAGGAACUCGAUCAAUUGAAAAACGAAUUUAAAACAGAGAAAGUUAAAAUCGAACAGGCAAAAAUAAAGCAUGACGAGGAGAUUAGUCAGAUGGAAACACAAAUACAGAGCAUCAGAGAAAAGAAAGCUCAGCUGGAAGACCAACAACAAACACUGCAAAACUCACUGGAUUAUGAAACGGAACAAUUUCAAAGACAAACUGAAGCUAUGCAGAAGAUCGAGGAGUUAAAACAAUCAUACGAAGCUGAUAUUGAUGAAAUGAAAAUACUACGAAAGAAAAAAAUAUAAUAGUCAAAGGUAACAUGAUGAGGGAAGAAGAAUUUUACAAAACCAUGCAACCAGACAAGGACGAGAUACGCAAAAUUGACUCCAAAUUUGAUGAGCUACAAACCAACACGGCCAAGAAGAGAGAACAAUACAAUACAAUGAUUGAAAGCCUGAAGCGUGGCUUGGAUGAAAAUAAAUGUGACAAAGAACUUGAGCAUGUUGUUACACAGGAUCCAGAAACUGUAGGUAUUGCACAAUUCGAGGAUAACGAGACGAACCAGCAACUGACGGCUCAAAACCAAACAAUCAAUCAAGUGAAUGCGCAAAAGACACAAAAUGAAGAACAACAUAUUAUGGAAGAACUCAGCCAGAGUACAGUGAGUAACACGCAACCACCAGCUCUUGGAUCUUUGACGUUCUCAGUUACAGCAGAGCUGCUGCACCCCACGCCAGGACCUAGCGGUAUCAACCCUGGCGAUGUGACAAGAGCGCAAGCGUCACCCCCGCAGCUACCAGUUGCCGAUGGACCCAGCCAACAAUAAGACGUCAGCUUUUGGCUGGCGUCGCUUUUGGUAGCUGUCAGUUUAUCAACAAACGCGUCAGCAAUCAGUAGCAACAGAGACUUUACUCCUAUUAAUUUGGACACUUUUAUACCCAUCUUAACACAUUCGAAACAACAUUCGCUCCCCCUUGGGCACGUGUGACGUUUGUAACACUUUCUCUGUUAGUUUACCAGCCCUUGGUCCCACCAAUAAUUGGGGGACCGCUCCUAAUUAUUUCUUACUUAUCAACGAUUUCUUCAUAAGUAUCACAUGCUUGGUGUUAACAUUAAAGUAAAUUGAUGUUUAAGUAUUUAACUAUAAGGCAGAAAUUAGAAAUAUAGCGGCGCGGGGGCGGCGGUAUACAGUCCGUAUGAAAGCGGUCCCCCAACGAGACGUAUUUUUUUUUAGAAUUAUUAGUACAUUCUUAGGUACUUUAAGAUUAAGUUUCUUUUAUUAUUUUUUACUUUUUAAAGGGAAAUUAAGUUUUUAUGUCGGGGGUUUUUUUAAUUUUUAAUUUAAUUUUUUAUUUUAUACUUUUUAUAGGUAGGUUAGGUUAAGUUAGGCUUAGUAUAUUACAUAUACUUACUAUAAUUUCGAUUCUUGUUAAAGUAAAGAUUACAUUCGAGGUCAAUCUCGUUCGCUUUUAUUUUAUUUUUUUUGACUUAUUAAUUACUAGUUUUUGUUUCUGUAUAAGUAGGCUAAAGAUUACAUUGGUGCAAGAUUUUUUGUUUAUAAUAAAACGUUAAAUUAAAAAUUUUAUAUUUUUGUUAUUAAAUUUUUGAUUAUUAUUUUUUUA
Spodoptera frugiperda (fall armyworm) is the source of this 2636-nucleotide messenger RNA. Its product is annotated as coiled-coil domain-containing protein 18-like. The transcript has 4 exons. The record is from RefSeq and is a predicted model, not a curated record. NCBI's taxonomy places the organism in Eukaryota, Metazoa, Arthropoda, Insecta, Lepidoptera, Noctuidae. Bases 165 to 1319 code for a protein of 384 amino acids.